AUGUCAAAAAGUGUAGAGGCUACGCUCGAGGGAAAGUAUCCAGCGAAGGCGCACUGUCGUCGGGUAGCGCAAUAUCUCCUUGAUCAAAACUUGUCUCGUGAUGGUGUUAUCUAUCUGGAAGCACAGAAGACUCGCAUGGUCGAAGAUGACGAUCAAGCCAUGCACUUUCGCCAGCGGCGCUACUUUUUCUACUUGUCGGGUUGCAAAUUGCCAGACGCUUACCUGUUAUACAGUAUCCCGCUCGAAAAGCUCACCUUGUUUAUUCCUCCUGUUGUCCAAGAAGAGGUCAUCUGGUCAGGUCUGCCUGAAUCAAAGGAGGAGGCAUUGGCAAAGUACGAUGUGGAUGAUGUGAAGUACACGAACGAAGUGAACGCGGCUUUGGCUGCGUAUGGGCCGUCGAAAAGCACGACCGUUUAUGCUAUACCAGAGCAAAUAGCUGAGCAUAUCACUUUUCUGCCCUUCGCUGCCACAAAUGUCGAUACCCUCCGUACCGCGAUUGACGAGUGCCGAGUAGUCAAGGAUAGCUAUGAGGUGGCAUUGAUCAGGAAGGCCAACCAGAUCUCGACUAAAGCACAUAUUGAAGUACAGCAAGUUGCCCGGCAUGCUCAGAAUGAGGAGGAACUCUAUGGUGCUUUCAUUGGAAGUUGCAUAAGUAAUGGCGCCCAUGAACAGGCAUACCAUUCUAUAUGUGCAAGUGGAACCUCUUGCGCGACACUGCACUACGUGCGGAACGAUCGACCAUUGAGGAACAGGCUGAAUGUGCUAAUGGACGCGGGCGCAGAAUAUGAUUGCUAUUGUGCUGAUAUUACACGAACGUUUCCCCUCAGCGGCACGUUUACCCCCGAGUCUCAAACGAUAUAUGACAUAGUGAAAGACAUGCAAGAGGCAGCCUUCAAGAUGCUUCAUGCGAACGUGCAGUGGGAGGACGUUCAUGCCGAAACCCAUAGAGUUGCUAUCAGAGGACUUGUCAAGGCUGGUAUCCUGGUUGGAGACGAGAAAGAGCUCUUCGAUAGUCGUGUUUCAGUGGCUUUUUAUCCUCACGGGCUUGGACACUAUCUUGGGAUGGACACUCACGACACAGGUGGGCACGCUAACUACGCCGACAAGGAUAGCAUGUUCCAGUACCUCCGUGUCAGAGGUCGCGUGCCUGCUGGUGCUGUUAUCACCGUCGAGCCUGGCGUCUAUUUCUGCAAAUUCAUAAUUGAGCCAAUACUCGACAAAGAGGUGGGCAAGCACAUUAACAAGGAAGUGUUAGAAAAGUUUUGGGACGUUGGAGGUGUGAGAAUUGAAGAUGAUGUGUUAAUUACGGACGAAGGUUUCGAAAACUUAACCGACACGCCGAAGUUAUAG
Messenger RNA from Lithohypha guttulata, 1350 nucleotides. RefSeq lists its product as uncharacterized. The record is from RefSeq and is a predicted model, not a curated record. Gene Ontology annotation, biological process: proteolysis. The transcript has a single exon. NCBI's taxonomy places the organism in Eukaryota, Fungi, Ascomycota, Eurotiomycetes, Chaetothyriales, Trichomeriaceae. The coding region runs from base 1 to 1350 and encodes 449 amino acids. Gene Ontology annotation, molecular function: metalloaminopeptidase activity; manganese ion binding.